GGCAAAGACGAGCUCGUCGUCGUCCUCGAUGCCUACCGUGCUUACUUCAGUACCCUCGAUGGGAUCGCCAUCGUUGGUGCAAGCGCCUGGCGACCCGGUCCGUGCUUCAGUUGGCCAUUUGCUCUCUAGGGCGUACACGCUGCCCUGCUCGACUGCGGCACAAGCUUUUAUCCAGCUUGUGCAGCCAACUUCACGAUUUCAGCUGGCUCUCGACGUGUUGUUGCCUCUGCUGGACCCAAAUACUUCAUCGGAGUUUGCCCAGCGGAUCUUGGUCUCGUUUAUCUUGUAUUCUCUGUAUGCUCCUCAUCCUAUCUCCAUCAAUCCGUUCAAAUCUGUGCUCUUUGCUACUUUUGUUUAUGAGCGAGAGAAAGCAGUCGCUGCUGCCAGCAAGGGCGACAUCUCGGUCAAUGAACAACUGGUCUGGGUGCUAUGGAAAAUUCUCAGAGGUGAUGGAAACGACAUUGGUCCUUAUUCUCCAAGCACGCUGGCAAAAUCGCCUCUACCGCCCAAACUUAGAGCGACUAAUUUAAUUCUCGAGGACGAUAUGUACAAUAGCGAAUCCGAAAUAGACGAUUAUACCCCCCUAUCACAACAGAUUACCACGAUCGCAACGACAAAUACGACAGUGAUCACUGCUGAGGAAGAUGCUGCCAAUGGGAGCAUAGCUCACGCGAUGAAGCUUCUGCUUGAUGCCCGGGAACGAGUUUUAACUUUGUCUGAGCAACGGGCUGUGAUCCCAUUCAUUCAUGCACUGGCUUCCUCACAAAUGAUCACUCCUCUGGAUCUGGCACCUAUAAUCACUAAUAAUCCUAACCUUGCACAUCCUCUCUUCGUUGCCCUCCUUUCAACUGGACCAUCGGAGAGUAAUCUACCUUCACCUUUCCUUGACAUCUUGCCUUCUCUCCCUCCCACGCUCCCGGCGUUUGACUUGAUGGGUCGUCUUCUACGUGAUCCCACCAUGUCCACCGGCGGUUCCGUUACCAUUGCCGACCUUGUCCGCACCGAAGUGCUCGGUAGGUUUGUGCACGAGUGCAUCGAUUGGCUCGACCAGGUGGAGCUUCAGGAGAAGGAAGGACUCGUCAGCGAUGACCGCUUCGCCAAGGGUGUCCAAAAUCUUUGCCGAUUCUACAUGUCCUUGAUCAAGGUCACGCUGGUCGACGCUGCACUGGAUGCCGAUACUGCCGAAAUGGCGCAUUUUAGCUUACGUCACUCACGAUUCGAAGAAGCCAACCACUUAUAUCGGGUUUUGGCUACUGGGCAGUCGUGAUCUAUCGUCUCUUCACUCUAUGGUCAUGGACUAUGCUUAUGUUUAUGCCUCCGGACUAGCGUCGCCUUUUACACUGUACUGUACCACGUCCUUCAGCUACCGAAGAUUGUAUCUCAAGUCUCGCCACGCACACAUGUACUCAUGUACUCAUGUACUCAAUAAUGGUCAAUUAUAUGUCAAUGUUACAAACAUACGUCUC
Molecule: messenger RNA, 1466 nt
Organism: Guyanagaster necrorhizus
Lineage: Eukaryota; Fungi; Basidiomycota; Agaricomycetes; Agaricales; Physalacriaceae
Exons: 6
Coding region: 29-1267 (412 amino acids)
Cellular component (GO): CCR4-NOT complex
Source: RefSeq, a predicted model, not a curated record